AGUCGCGAUAGGAGCGAGGUGUCCCGGCGCGGCGGGGCUGUCACGAUAGGAACGGGUAUACCUGACGCCGGCGGUGUGCUCAGCCUGGUGGAGCUGUCGCAAUACGAGUGCGAAAUGGAGGCGGACGGAGCGAUCGACUUCGGCGCUCUGGAGAAGGAGCUGCGGGCGGCCGUGGCUGCCGACGAGAAGUACGAGAGGGAAAACAGCGCCAAGUUCCGGGCCGUGCACCAGAAGGUGGCAUCUUACGAGGAGUUCAGGGAUAUCGUGCUGGCAUCACACUUGAAGCCUCUAGAGAAAAAGGAUAAAGUGGGUAAAAAACGAAACCUGCUGUGGAAUCCUUGUGCAACCCACGCUAAGGGCGAGCAAGCCAGCAACGUGGAAAUAGCCCAGGAACUAGAUCAACUGCCUGGAACCUCUGCUGAAUUUUACAGAGAUUGGCGCAGAUGCUUAAAAAGUGGAAAAGAAAAAUAUCAGCUUUUACUUAAACUUGAAGGCAAGGCCUUGGGCAGAAUCUUUCAGGCUGACCUGGGUUUUGGCCUGCUGGGUGAAUUCCUUACUGUGCUGGCAGAGAAUAUCUGUCAUGAAGACCGAGAUGCCGUCCUGCAGAUCUUACAGAGCCUUUCCAGCACCAAGCGCUUUGGGUUGAAUGUGGAUCUUCUCAGUGAGUCGGAGAAGGAGAGCAGCAAGGAUUUGUUUAGAAAGCUGCAGAGCAUGAGCAGAAGUUAUUGGACUGCUGAUCAUCCCAAUGGUGGCAAAGCAGAGGGAGAAGACCAUCUCACAAGCACCAGUUUGCAAAAGGAAGCUGAGGAAAAGAUAGUGAUGGAGCUGAUGAAAUGUUAUCAAGUUGGUUGAAGCAGCAGAAGCACGAUGGCCAUGCAGGAACAGAGUGCAAAUGGGGCUCCCAGCCUGACUUUGUCAUCAGACCCUGUGAUGGAGACUUACAGAUAAAUCAGACACUUUUAGAGUGUUGCUGAUUGCGUUUCCCUCCGUAUCCGGUAU
Messenger RNA from Rhea pennata, 999 nucleotides. It is a transcript of the gene DNAAF19, whose product is annotated as coiled-coil domain containing 103. The record is from RefSeq and is a predicted model, not a curated record. NCBI's taxonomy places the organism in Eukaryota, Metazoa, Chordata, Aves, Rheiformes, Rheidae. The transcript has 4 exons. The coding region runs from base 115 to 852 and encodes 245 amino acids. Gene Ontology annotation, cellular component: outer dynein arm. Gene Ontology annotation, biological process: inner dynein arm assembly; determination of left/right symmetry; epithelial cilium movement involved in extracellular fluid movement.